Asparagus officinalis (garden asparagus) is the source of this 1137-nucleotide messenger RNA. RefSeq lists its product as uncharacterized. The record is from RefSeq and is a predicted model, not a curated record. Lineage: Eukaryota; Viridiplantae; Streptophyta; Magnoliopsida; Asparagales; Asparagaceae. Bases 162 to 806 code for a protein of 214 amino acids. The transcript has 6 exons.
UGAUCAUCCUCUUCGUCGUGGAAGCAACAAAAAGGAGCCAAGACGCAUUUUAACUCGAUCAAAAUUCCUGCAUUCUCCAUAAAAAUUAAAAUUAAAAAAAAAAAAAUCCUGUUCCUCCUCUUCGACUCCUUCUCAUCCCCUAGGGAUUUCUCUUCUCUUUGAUGGAGGAUCAAGUGCAAUUGCAGAGGAAAACGAUAAGAUUAGUCUUAGAACAGUGCCAGAAAACCCUAGAACUUCUAAAGAGCGCCGAUGAGAUCGAAGACCAGUCGACGGGAGGAAACGCCGGCGAUGGUUUCGAAUCGCCGCCACCGGAGGAUCCCGAAGCUGACGAGUUGCAUGAAUUGCUGAAGUCUAAAGUUCAGUCAAAAGACUUCCUUGAAAAGCUUGGGAGCAUCCACAUGUCAGCAUCUCAAAAUAUCUCUCUGGAGGAUCGUGCAUCUUGGGACAUUGUCAGUUCUCAAGAUUUAUGGGAAGAUAACAAUAUGGAUGGGGAUCCAGAUGGUUAUGUUCAUGUUAGCAAAGAAGACAUAGUUGAGGCAAUUGCGUGCUUCAUGGCUGCAUAUUUGUCAUCGCUGAAAGAAACUAAAGAUCUGACCCCCAAUCAACUACAAGAAGCACUAAGCAAAACAUUCUCUGCCAAAGGGAGGAAGGGUAAGCUACGCAAGGCGUGGGAUGGAAGCAUAGUUAUCUACAAUGUCGCAUCUUGGAGUGCAACUGCUAUUGGAAUGUAUCAUAAUCCAGCAAUAUUUAAGGCAGCCGCUGGGGCCUUUUGGUCAUCUUGCCGUGUCAUAUCAAAGUUAUUUUGAGACCAUGCUGUUGUUUGCUGAUGCGAUACCUGAAUCCUGCAACGUGGAGGUGGAAGGGCUCAUGCUCAAAACUGUGAUGUCUUCCGAUGCCACUAAAUACUGCAAGAGCUCCUAUGUUCAGAAACUACCACUUAGCUCCCGUUGAGCGGUAGGAUUUGUGCAGUGUAAUUAAAGGCUUUGAGCUCUUUGUACAUAUGUGUUUGUAAUUGUUUGUCACAGUGAGAUCAAAUUAAGCACCUCAUUCUUUCAAAACCUCUGGUAUUGGUUCAGCUCCUUGUACUCAUGCUUAAAGGACUCUAAAGAUAUAUAACACUAUCUCAUCAGUGUUGAA